AUGUCUCUCUCUACGCCAACGUCGGAAGACAUUGAGGAGCUGUUACUAUCAUGCCGCUAUGGUGACCUUGACGAUAUUCGGCAAUUCAUCGAUGGUUUCGGUGCAGACCCAGUCAACGACGCGCGCGAUGAGAACGGUAACACGGUCCUGCACAUGGUCUGCGCCAACGGACAUAUAGAAGCGCUAGAGUAUCUUCUCCCGCUCGUGUCGACAUCACUUCUGUCAGCACAGAACAAUGCACAAUCAACGCCGUUGCACUGGGCCGCGCUCAACUCGCAUCUCGCCGUCGCGCAAGCAUUGGUUCGGUAUCCCCAGGGACCCGGCAUCAGCCUGCUUGAUAUCAAGAACGCUGCUGGCCGGUCACCGCUGGGCGAGGCCGAGAAUGUGGGCUGGGAGGAGGGUGCGAAGUGGUUCGUCGAAGUGAUGAACCUUGACGAGGGUGCGAAAGACGAGGAGGUGGUCGCGGAGGGAACUGAGAACGUUGAGGUGGAGAUCCAGGAUGCAGAAGGACGUGUGGCCAAGAUGACCCUAGGGCCUCGCUCGACAGCGCCCUCAGAAACAAAAAACGACUCUGCGCCGGCGUCGACAUAGCCUAAAAUUUCCCAUCGUAAUGCGCCCAGUGAUUGCUGCUGGCCUUGGCUUGGUCUCUGGAUCUUGCUGCAGAACGUCUGGCAUCUCCGCGAUUGCACUGCAAAUGUUUCAUGUAUCAACUAGUAUACUCUUACGUCGGAACAAUCUUCCUUCUCAAUAAAGUUUCCUGGACAGUUGUGGCUUUCGCCAUCCGCAUUUCUUUUCAUGUCUUGUCUUGUCUUGUAGCGUGAACUCACUCCGGCGGAAUAUUG
Molecule: messenger RNA, 842 nt
Organism: Laetiporus sulphureus 93-53
Lineage: Eukaryota; Fungi; Basidiomycota; Agaricomycetes; Polyporales; Laetiporaceae
Product: cytoplasmic protein
Exons: 3
Coding region: 1-591 (196 amino acids)
Biological process (GO): protein localization to ciliary inversin compartment
Cellular component (GO): ciliary inversin compartment
Molecular function (GO): protein binding
Source: RefSeq, a predicted model, not a curated record